GAUAUCGAACAAUAAAAGAUUAAGAUGCCAAGAAGAUCUAAUGAUACAACACGUAUAGAGCCAGUGCGCGCUCAACAGAAUUCUUCUAGUAUUCCCUCAUAUUUCCCUCGGUUUCCGCGUAAAUCUUAUUUGGGAAGGUAUGGAACAUCUUUGACUAUGGCAAAAACUUCUAUAGUGGAUUUGGAUGAAUCAGAAACAAAUGAUGUAUUUAAAGACCCUUCUGGUACUUCGAAUGUCGGCUCUUCUAUAUGCCAAAAUGAACUUUCUAUAGUAUUAGAUGAUCAUAGUGAUAAAUUUGUAGAUACGAGUAUAAAUGGGUCAGAAACAAGUAUACAAAGUUUAUCAGAUGAAAAAUCAUUAGAUUCUACAGAUUCUUUUGAGAAGCAGGCGCAUACAGUUUGUGACGAAAAACAAGCUGAUGUUCUUUCAUCAAUCCAGCAAACUGAAUGGAAAAGAGACGCUGUUUUCACAACUAAAGAUGUUAAUAUUGAAGUUAAGGAAAAGGAUAUAUCUAAUAAAAAAGACGAAAUUUUAUCUUUAGAACAGGAAUUACGUGAAGAGAAACAUGUGGAUCAUAAUCAAUUGUAUGAUGAGAAAGAGGAAAUUAACAAUAAAGAAGCAUCGGAAGUUUCUGUUGAUGAAUCUUAUUGUUUACAAAAAAAUGAAGAAAUUGUACAGGAAGAGUCUUGCAAUCAUGUAUCGUUAGACGUAACUGCAGAUGAUAGCUCUUCUGAUAUUCAAGCUUCUCAGAAGGAUCCUCCAUCAUUAGCUGAGGAAUCUUAUAUUUCACUCUCAGUAUAUCCUAAAGGAGAUAAAUUUCCUCCGCCAUCACUUCCUGAUGAUUUUUCUGAACAAGAAAGAGCUUAUGCUAUGUUAACUAUCAAAGAAUGGGAAGAUAAAGGCUUAGAAAUAUCGAAAAGAGGUUUUCAAUUAAUUGAAAAAGUUAUUUUGCUGCGGAAGCGAAAAGAGGAGCUUCUAUUUGAAGUACAAAAUAUGAUUGAUGUACAUGCUGAAAAACUUAUUCAGCGAGAAGAAAGUUUACGUUUACGAGCAUUAGAUGUUAAAAAACGUGGAAGGGAAUUACUGGAUGAUGUAGGUGCAUAUUGA
This is a messenger RNA of Pneumocystis murina B123, 1107 nucleotides long. RefSeq lists its product as hypothetical. The coding region runs from base 25 to 1107 and encodes 360 amino acids. The transcript is spliced from 3 exons. Lineage: Eukaryota; Fungi; Ascomycota; Pneumocystomycetes; Pneumocystales; Pneumocystaceae. The record is from RefSeq and is a predicted model, not a curated record.